CGCUGCCGCGUUCUGUCCUCUGUGGAGCGCCGCCAUAGCGCGCAUCCCCCCAUACGGCGUUAACUCGCCACGCGCGUCUCCACAGCUAACGCUGAGCCUGACGGAAAUCUGUGUGACGAAGGUUCUCUGAUUGCGCCGCCGUCCGUUCGUGUCAUCUCGAAAUGCGAGCUCGGAGGUGGUGAACUUGACCGACGUGCCGUCGUGCACUGACCGGGCAGCUGAGCGGUUCAGCGUGAGACGUUUUCGUUGAGUGAAAUCGAGGAGCCAACCAAAUGGAGCAGCACCGGCGCUCUAGGAGGAACAGUGUUCGGCUUCUGAUCGAGUGCCACUUGCUGCUCGCACUCAUCCUGCCCUGGACUCCACACGUCGCGUGCGGCCGUAAUGCGGACGAAGACGACCGGUGUAACCGGACCGUGGACAUAUACCAGGGUGUGGAGAGUCCUCCGGUGACCGAGCGAAACCGGGGUCGACCCCUGCACUGCACGUACCGCAUUCGAGUAAGGCCUGCUCGGGACGACUGGGUUGUCUUCGUCCGAUUCAUCCGGCUGCGCAUUGGCGAGCCGUCUGACGACCGUCAAAGAUGCGAUGGAGGCUACGUGCAGAUCGUGGACGGCUACCGAGAUUCAAACCAGUCGAACCGCGACGCUCCGGGUUUCUACUGCGGCGAGAUCGACUCGCCAAAGACGUUCAUCUCGGAGACACCGCACGUUAAAAUUGUGUUCCACGCCGACGCCUACGGAUCCGACACGUACAUGCACUUCGACGCGUCUGUCAAACAGCAAGGCGAGGUUUCUUCACGGUAUGGCCAGUACUCGCAGCUGUACCCAAACCGUCGCGGUGUGCCGGUUCCCAACACGUACUGCCACCGGGCGUUCAGGGACUGCGCCCCGGGCCGCUGUUUCGUGCAGUCGCCGGGGUACCCGGGCAUCUACCCGCGCAACCUGCUCUGCAAGUACCGCAUCAGCGUACGCCGGAACCUCGUGGGCCUAGACCUGGCGGCCUUUGACGUUGACGGGCUGCGUUGCGACAACCUGCUCAUGUGCUUUCCGAGGCCGGUCACAAGGGACUCGGAGCGGUGCCCGUACGACUACGUCAGGGUGUACGACGGGCCAACGGAGGACUUCCCGCUUAUUGCGACCCUGUGCGGCCGCGGUCGCCUCAAGUCCAACAUCGUGGCCACGGGGUCCGACAUGCUGGUGACGUUCGCCAGCUCACCGGCGGGCCCUCUUCUCAACACGGGGUUCCACUUCAAGGCGGACGCCGUGUUCGACGCAGGAGACGGCGAGCACGUGCAGCUGCGCAACGGCACCUGCCUCAUCGAGAGGAAGCUCACCGCACCCGCCGUGUUUGCGAGCCCCAGGUCCUGGUACCCUGUGAACACUACCUGUUCCUACAAGUUUACCGCACCCCCGGGGGAACUGGUGCGCGUCGAGUUCCUGUGGUUUCGAGUGGAGCGCGUCACCCUUUGCGAGGAGGCCCUGCGCAUGUACGACUCGCUGCGCCCCGACCCGCGCCACAUCAUCACCAAACUGUGCGACACCAACAAGCCGCGCACCGAGCAGCCCAGGGCUGUGUUCGAGUCUACGGGACCCGGCCUGCUGCUUCAGUUCAGCAGCAGAACGGGGAGUCUGGAUGGCUCCUCCAUCAGCUUCGGCUUUGAGGUUCGCCACAUCAACGCGGCCAUUUACGACAAUCGCGUGAGCCCGACCGCUUGCAACCGGCGGUUUGCCGCCGGCGAUGCGGACUCCCCGUCGCGAGGCACGCUGGCCGUGCACUUCUCCGACCUGGGCGCCGAGGCGGCAGCCGCGGUCGCCUGCAACUACACGUUCGACGCACGUGCGUGGCCCCAUGGCCGCGUGCAGCUCACGCUUGCCUCAGUUUUCGAGACGCGCACCGACCACUGCGACCUGUGUCCACGCGAUGGACCCGGCCGCGUGGAGAUCGUCGCCGAGACGCGAUACGAGAAGACCACCUGUCUCUGCAACGUCGGAAGGUACCGGACUCACCGGCUAGUGUCCACUGGACCCAUGCUGCAGCUGUCGCUACACCUGCGGCCAACGCCAGAAUGGAAGCGGCUGAGCGCUACUGCGCUCAAGGAUCGCCUGCUGGAGGUGUCAUUCACCUUCUACUCGGACACCCGUUGCGGUGCAGAGCGCCUGGAGCUGGAUUUGCAGGGUUCUCUGCGGUUCCCGGCCGUGCAUGCGCCUUACCGGAGCAGCCAGGAGUCCGGCUUCUCGGAAGAGGUGCUUGGCGCCGGCGGUCCCCUCUACUGCCGCUGGCAGGCACCCGUGCUCUCGAACCACGACGUCUCUUUCCGGCUGGAGGGCUUCCAUGCGCCCUCAAGCAACUGCACCGCGAACUACCUGCUCGUGGACGACGUCGUGCUCUGUCCGAACCCGCCUGUCACUCAUUCGGUUCUCUUACACCGAGAGAACAUCCUCAACGCUCAGGUUCCUCUGGAAUUCCGAUCUGCCGAUGCGGCCACGACCAAUUUCUCGCUGUGGUGGACCCAGGUGAAAAUACUGCCAACGCCGUCAACUCCUGACACUCUGGUCUCCCUAAGCAAGGAAUGCGAGUUCCUCUGCGCCACCAGCAUGGUGUGUAUCAAGAAGGAACUAGUUUGCAACGGUGUUCCAAAUUGCCCACAGCGGCUGCCCGACGCCAGCCAUCCCCAGGCUUCCUCGGACGAACUGCUGAAGACAGCAGCCGACGAGGAUGCCCUCCUCUGUGCAGCGGACCGUGCCACCGUCCAGGCCUACUGGUGGAUCAUUGGCGUGGGCCUCACGGUUUGCGUCAGCGUCCUUGUGUGCUUCGUAUUCUCAGUGUUCCGGCGAUGUCGUGCUGGGAGGCACCGCUUCUGAGUGGCGCCAGUAGCGACGCGUUGCAUCUCCAGGGAAAUUGGCGCACUACGAAGCGAUCAGUUGGCAUCGCCGGACGGUUGUGCGUAACUCUUCAAGACCACGCCUUGAGCUCAAACCGAAGACCUCAAGUUCUCUGCAGAAAAUUUACCACACAGGGGCGUUGUGCGAAUGGCUCUUUCUGGACCGCAUAGCGACGACGAAGCAAAUCGGGUUGUGUCAAACCAAGGUUGUUUAUUCUUCACUGCAAUUUCUUCGCCCUAAGCAAUGACCCGAGUGAUUUGAUGACGACGUUUGCGCAGCUGGACUCUGUCACUUUUCAUGGUUACAGAUGGUUACUGAGUGCUGCUCUAUGAUGUGUAAUAAACUUUGUUUAAAGGUACCGUGCAGCGUGCGUGUAAGGUUGAACGGUCAACGCCAAGAAGAAAACCAGCGAGGACUCAUAUAUGGUUGGUGUUUAUGUAUUCAGAGUGAUCAUAUCCGCCAGUGACUGUGUACUUUUCUUUUGCUCCGCGGGUGCUGAUGUGCCUUCAGCACAGGAAAUUUCUAAUGAGUCGAAGAUAUGUUGUACUCCAGUUCUGCACACGAUAGGUUGGUUUUGUAACCUAAGUAACAGAACUGGACAACAGCGGAAGCAGCUAUGAUUACCAAGCUGAGUGUCACGAAAAGCAGUUUGUUUUAAGCUCAGUGAUUUGGUGUCCUUGAAUAAACUACUCAUUUUCUAGCCCGGUCUUUCCACAGGAAAACUUGUGCUCGUAACGCUCGGAAGAGGACUGGUGAUUGUAUGCUCUUUCACCUAAUCUUCAUCCGUGUGGCAUAAUGCCCUAACGAUGGCCUUAAUUUCUGACAUCUCUCUAUUUAAGGCUACAUCAUUUAGUCAUUUGUCUCUGAUUCAAUUUUGAUGAACACAGUACUUGCGAAGGCACCACGAUGGGAAUUGUAAAAUAUAUAUUGGUGAGACCUAGACAUUCUUAUAACAGGACAAUUUGUUUUCGGCAUAAAAAGCGAAAUGAUAUGUGACUUUGUUAUUCAUAAGUGAAAAUGGCGGCUGAUUUUCGAGACUUGAUAACUCAGAAAUGGUGCUAGUGACAAAAUUGGUACAAAUGGCACAUACCUAGAGGGCGCGAGCUGUUAUUCUUGCAACUCCACUGUGUGUGCAAGCGUUCCUAAAAUGAUACUGAUCGGUAAAACUUAGUUUCUUAUUCAGCAGUAUGAUGAUAGUUUUGCAUGUUUAUGUCCAGCGAUCCUUUGUAUCAUGUUUAUUAAGGAUAAUCAUUUGGCUGCAGCCUUCAUGACAAUAUCUUUAGAGGUGGUCUUCGCUGCACUGUCUAUAUAGAACUGCACACACAGAUGAAAGCUAAACAGGAGCGAUUGACUUGAUGUUUCUCGUAAGUUUCCUUUUGGCUGCAAACUACCAAAUAGCAAAAACACAAAUUAAAUUACAAAAGUUGAUUUGUCGUAAUAUUCAAAGAAAGAUUUUGCAAAUAACAUCAGCGUUGCGUUGUUCAAAUAUUACCCUCGGUUUAAUCUCAGGAAUCGCGCAUGCAAUGAUUUAGAAUUGCGGUGGCUAAAGAGCGCAAUAAUCGAAGGUAUGUGUGAAAGGCCCCCGUUCAAGUGCCCCUACAACCUAAGCCGAAUCACGGAAUGCGUUCAUUCUCAGUUGAUCACGUAAUAAGAUAUCGUUUUCAGUGACCAGUGGCGCCACGGGGCCAUCGCGCUGGACACUACGUCGCGCAAGAGGGAAACUCCCCACCAAAAUGAUAGAACAAUGCAGACUUCAUCACUAGGCACCACAAGCUUCAUUUACGCGAAUUCGAUGUCCCGAAAAUAUGACCUUGUGGGUGGUAACUUCUCCCGAUACUGCUCACCGGAACGUUGCACAUCGCCAUGGGUCAUUGUCAUUCGACGUUGCAAGCCUCACCUUAAAACAAUACUCAUGAAUACUGAAGAGCCCAUAGUUUUCUUGAAUCCUGCUAAGUGUGUCUGAUAUAGGAGCGUAAUGUGCUAACAAAAUAUCAAGGCAGGUUUGAAUCCUCCUACAUGGUGCUCUACCUUCGACAGUUAACUGCCGAUGGUUGUGAACUGAAGAGUGAAGGCGAAGAUGCCAGAGUAAUAUUAUAAAACGGCAUAUUAGCUUUCAUGAAGUAUAUGUGAGUUAUCAUUUGUGAUAAAUAGAUAUAAUCGCUCAUGUCCAUCAAGAAAUCCAAGAUGGCAAUUAAGCUUCAGUUUAGCAAGAGAAUUUGAGGUUUCUUCGGGAGUUCCUUGUUCAUUAUGAGUGCCAUGUCCUGUGUGCACACGGUGUGCAGUAAGAAGUUAGGA
Dermacentor silvarum is the source of this 5177-nucleotide messenger RNA. RefSeq lists its product as uncharacterized. The transcript is spliced from 10 exons. Gene Ontology annotation, cellular component: plasma membrane. The record is from RefSeq and is a predicted model, not a curated record. Bases 273 to 2861 code for a protein of 862 amino acids. NCBI's taxonomy places the organism in Eukaryota, Metazoa, Arthropoda, Arachnida, Ixodida, Ixodidae.